AUGGUUACUCCUCUGAACAAGAAGAAGCAAAUGGUCCCUUCUCUAACCGAGAAAUGGGCUCAAUCUUUCUUUACUAGAUUCUUGAGACAGUUCAUAUCAACCGGUUGUGUAACAAUACUUGAAGAAGGAGGAUCGGUGUCCACUUUCGAAGGAAAUGAUCCGAGAUGUUCCUUGAAAUCUGUCCUCGAGAUUCAGAGUCCUAAGUUUUAUUGGAAGGUUAUGACACGGGCAGAUGUAGGACUUGCUGAUGCUUAUAUCGAUGGAGAUUUUUCGUUUGUCGAUAAGGAAACAGGACUUUUGAAUCUGAUCAUGAUUCUCAUUGCUAACAAAGAAUUAAACUCACGGAACUCAAAUCUUGCUAAGAAAAGGGGUUGGUGGACACCGAUGUUUCUCAGUGCAGGUUUAGCAUCUGCAACGAAUUUCCUAAAGCAUGUCUCUAGGCAGAACACUUUAACUCAAGCUCGAAGGAACAUUUCGCGUCACUAUGACCUUAGUAACGAGCUUUUUGCUUUAUACUUGGGUGAUACCAUGACUUAUUCCUCUGCAAUAUUCAAGUCUGAUGAUGAGGAUCUCAAAACUGCACAGAUGAGAAAAAUAUCUCUUUUAAUUGAAAAGGCGAAGAUAGAGAAGAACCAUGAGGUUUUAGAGAUUGGAUGUGGAUGGGGAACUUUGGCCAUAGAAGUUGUGAGAAAAACCGGUUGCAAAUACACCGGUAUUACACUAUCUAUUGAACAACUUAACUAUGCAGAAGAAAAAGUGAAAGAAGCUGGACUUCAGGAUCAGAUUACGUUUCAGCUCUGCGAUUAUCGUCAACUAUCUGAUGCUAAAAAAUAUGACAGAAUUAUAUCAUGUGAGAUGAUAGAACAUGUAGGACAUAAAUUCAUAGAGACAUUUUUCAGCCAUUGCGAAGCUGCCCUUGCAGAAGACGGCAUUUUUGUCCUGCAGUUCAUAUCGAUACCCGAAGACCGUUACAACGAAUACAGACUAAAUUCAGAUUUCAUAAGAGAAUACAUAUUCCCUGGUGGAUGCCUUCCUUCUUUAGCUAGAGUUACUUCAGCCAUGUCCUCUUCUUCUAGGCUAUGCAUUGAAAGCGUUGAGAAUAUCGGAAUUCAUUACUACCAUACUCUGAAAUACUGGAGGAAGAACUUCUUGGAGAGACAGAAGCAAAUCACGGAUCUUGGAUUCGACGAUAAAUUCAUAAGGACGUGGGAAUAUUACUUCGACUAUUGUGCAGCUGGUUUCAAGACUCUUACCCUUGGAGACUACCAGGUAGUGUUCUCGCGUCCGGGGAAUGUAGCUGCAUUCAGGGAUCCAUUUGGUCGCUUCUCUGAUGCUCAGACAUAA
Messenger RNA from Arabis nemorensis, 1344 nucleotides. The record is from the annotation of a GenBank genome assembly. NCBI's taxonomy places the organism in Eukaryota, Viridiplantae, Streptophyta, Magnoliopsida, Brassicales, Brassicaceae.